AUGACUGCCAACUCCGAGCAAAAAACGCCGAGGGUGGCGAGGGCUCUGCAUACGGACAAACCGACAUCCAACCGAUUUCCAGGUGACUUUCGUCUCAAAAUUGAGACAUGGCGCGAGGCCACUCGCUCGAUGCAGGAUUCGACACGCCCGCCUCUUCCCAUCCUCAAAAAACAAGGCAGUGCCAUGCCGUGCCCCAUUUCACCCCUCUCUCCUCCCCCCGAUACCACCUCCUUUCACGGAUUGCCCGUAUCCAUGCCCGUCCGAUUGGAUAUUGUACCGUCGCCCAAUCACCACAUUCCGCUCCGAAACAUCACCAAUGCAGGCGCCAUGGCAAAGGCAUUGCGGCAUUUUCUCCAUUGGUGCACUGCGGUCGGUGGAUGCGAUUGCCUCCGCGAUGCUCAGAGAUUAGCAUCAGCUGCAAGCGAGAAAUACCACCGCCUCGCCGACCUCCAGCCAAUUGGGGUCAAACAUUGA
Molecule: messenger RNA, 474 nt
Organism: Talaromyces rugulosus
Lineage: Eukaryota; Fungi; Ascomycota; Eurotiomycetes; Eurotiales; Trichocomaceae
Exons: 1
Coding region: 1-474 (157 amino acids)
Source: RefSeq, a predicted model, not a curated record